AUGACUUCGUCGAGCGACGGCCGCAAUGGCCCCGAACAAGCACAGCAGCAGCAGCGGCAACAACAGCAACAACACCGCCAGCAGGCGCACCUCGACGACCAUGACGAUGCCGCCGGCGCCGCCGCCAAACAGGCUUCCCCUGCCGCGGCCCCAGCCUCUGCCUCUGCCUCUGCUACUGUCCCUGCCGAAACCUCUGCCUCAGGCUCCGCGCUCGAACCCGCCAUCGCGACCAACUCGUCUGCCCCUGCCGCCUCCACAGCCGCCGCCGCUUCUGCACCGCAAGAGCCUGCUCCCAAUGCCGCGCCGCCUGCCCAGCCAUCGACGCCGCCGCCGUCGACCCAUCUCUCUCUCAGCACUAACAACGCCGCGGCCGACGUGCCUAUGACUGACGCUCCCGCUAUGCUGCCCGCUUAUUCGACCGCCCCCGAGCCUGAUCAGCUUACCCCCUCGACGCCCUUUGCCACCAACCCCAUGACAAACCUCGACCAGCAUGCCUACAUGAUGAUGGCCCUCGCCUCUAUGUCGGCUGCUCCCUCCGCCAUGUCUCCGCCGCCGACCGUCACCCCCUCUCAGGUCACCCUGCCUAACCUGGCAGAUGGCAGCCUCAACGGCCUCGGCGUGGCAACCUCCCUCCGCCAGGCCGCCGCCGGCAAGGGCCUGGAGUCCUUUGCGCGCAUAGAGUUCGCCGAUAGUGUCUUCCAGAUGACCACCUACGCCGUCAUCAUUGGCCGCGAUCAGCGCGCCCUCCAGCAGGCACGCCGCGACGAGAAACGUGCCGACGAACACCAGCGCCGCGUCGAAGAGAAUGCGAGCAAGGGCCUGCCGCCUCCCUCCCCAAUACAAAACGACCGCAGCAAAUUUAGCAAAUCCUACGUCAGCGAGGAGGGCGGCAUGCUGGGCCCCGAGUCCGAUGGUGAAGAAAACGGGCGUCCGGCAAAGCGGCGCAAGACGAGCACGACAGGGUCCUCGCAAAAAGACAACGACGAGUCGCAGGAGAACAUGAUUUCCAACCGCCAGUACGUCUCGCAUACCCCGGGCGCUGCCGCCGUUGACCUCACCUCUCUGCGCCCAUCGCCAUAUCACAUUCCCUUCAUUGGUAUACAUUCUCCGGGCCCAAGGAUGGCAAGCAAAACCAAGGCCAUCUCCCGAGAACACCUCCGAAUCACAUACAACCAGCAGGAUGGCGUUUUUGAGGCCAUCCCCUUGCACAAGAACGGCUUCUUCUGUGAAGAUGUUCACUACAAGAGCGACAAGGUUGUCUUGAAAUGCGGCGAUCGUCUGCAAAUCAAGGACAUUGAUUUCCGUUUCAUCAUCAACGGCGUGGAGAGAGGGCGCACCGGCGCCGAGGAAUUCCUCGAGGAGGAGGCUACCAAGAAGCGGCAAUCUCACGGCGGCAAAGAAAUGAGCUUCGACUUCGAGCAGUCGCAUGGCGCUGGCGAAAUUCAAGAUACCAGCGACGAGCUGUCAGAUCUCGAGGUCAGUCCACCAGAGCUUUCUGACUUUGGAGACGACGUCGAUGGCGGCGACGCCGAGGAAGCCGAGCCGGACGCCGAGGAGGAAGCGGAAGGAGACAUACCCAAAAAGAGGGGCCCAGGCCGACCACCAAAGAACGGUAUCAUGUCGAAGCGAGAACAGCGCUUGCUCAAGAAGCAGCAGCAAGAGAUGGCCAAGAAGACAGUUCCGCAGGCGCCCCCCGUGGAACCUCCGGUCAAGCGAAAGGUGGGCCGCCCCAGGAAGCAUCCGCUGCCCGAGAACGCGGAAGAUCGGCCGGAGAAGCGCAAGUACAAGCCGCGGAAACCCAAGAACGAGGACGGGGCAGAGGGCUCAGACGCUGAACGGCGAGCUCGGGAGAAGAAGGAGAAGAAGACUCGCCCCAAGUCGCCUCCCCUGGAGCUCAAGAUCGACGACUAUUCCGAGGAGCAGCUACAGAAGCCCAACAAGAAUUACGGCGUGCUCAUCGACGAGACCCUGACGGCUGCGGGGCCGGACGGCUUGACGCUCAAGCAGAUUUACAAGAGGAUAUGCCAACGUUAUCCCUGGUUCUAUUUCCACACCGAGACAAAGGGAUGGGAGAGCAGCGUUCGGCACAACCUCAUCGGCAACGAGGCCUUCAAAAAGGACGAGACAACAAACCUAUGGUCUCGCGUUCCCGGCGUCGAGCUCGAUGCCGGCAAGAAACGCAAGGCUCCGUCCCCAGACCGCGUGCUGGCGGCGCAGGGUUACGGCCCGUACUCUUACCCAUACAAUGCCGCACAGCACAUGCACCUCCCCGGGACCCCCGGAUAUCUUCCCGGUCACUCGCCGCCGGCAGGCUAUCAACCUCACGGAAGCUCGGCCUCCCCGACUGGGCAGGUUGGCCAGCCAGCAGCUCCCCGGCCGCCAGCUCUUCCACACGUGCCUGUGCCACCGCCGGUGAUCCCACCCUCGGUGGCCGCUCCUGCGCGACCAUCGCCGGCAACAGCCCUGGCCCCUGCCGGGGCAAAGACAACGCCAGGACCGGCACAGGCGUCUCCGCCGACGGCUGCCCCGGCCGCGCGGCCUUCUGCGACUCCGCCAGCGAGCGCGCCGCCCAAGCCGGUAGUUGAUCCCCGCCUCCUCUCCGCCGUGGUGAGCCUCAAGAAUGGCCUCGUCGAAAAUCUCAAGAAAGCGCGGAAUCCAAAGGCCGAGGCCAUUGUCAUGUCAGCGCUGAAUCGCUGCAUCGGCCUCAAAAAGGAGGCGACUGAAAACGACAAGAUGGAGGCCAUCUGCAUCAAGGGGAUCUGCCAGGUCAUCGACGGCUUCACCAAAAACAAGAGCCCCACGCCGGGAGGGUUUACGGCAUCGGACGCGGCGCCGCUCAUCUUUGAGCCUAGGGUGCUUGUUUCGCUCAACGGCUUCAAGGACGUGUCCAUCAGGGCCCUCAAGGCGCGGCUGGGCGAGGCCAAGGCCGAGGCGGUGGCGCUCUCGGCCGUGGACCGCGUCCUCGGCUUGGCGAACGCGAGCAUUGUGCCCCCGCCCGGAGAGGGCGAGCAGGGCGGCAACUUUGAGGGCGUCGAGCAGCACCUCAUCAAGUCGAUUCGCCAACUCCUGGUGGGGAUGAACCAGAAGCUUCAAGACCCCAAGCCGUGA
Molecule: messenger RNA, 3108 nt
Organism: Hirsutella rhossiliensis
Lineage: Eukaryota; Fungi; Ascomycota; Sordariomycetes; Hypocreales; Ophiocordycipitaceae
Product: forkhead domain-containing protein
Exons: 6
Coding region: 1-3108 (1035 amino acids)
Biological process (GO): regulation of ribosomal protein gene transcription by RNA polymerase II
Cellular component (GO): nucleus
Molecular function (GO): protein binding; DNA-binding transcription factor activity; sequence-specific DNA binding
Source: RefSeq, a predicted model, not a curated record